CUCUGUUCAUAAAUUUUUGUUACACGGACUGUCUCCAAAGCUGCAAUUGGGAUCAAGUACUCUUGGCUACAGCCAAUCUUGGUAUAUCUACAUCGUGAUGUCACCUAAAACACAGCUGAUUGACGUCAAGUGGGUGGGAAAGCUCUUUUUUUGGGAUGCUGGUGCGUUGAUUCCUGCUUAUGUCCUCUCGUAACCACGGAGACGUGCCAGCGGUCAAUGGCAGUCAUAAAUCCAUCCGUACUGUUGUGUGGAAGGCUGAGUCACACAAAGUCAUUCCUGUCCUGUGACGUCAUCAACACUGAUGACGACAGCUCCUCAUUGGCCAGGCCCGCCACCGCCUAUAAGAGACCUACAGACCGCUGCUCAUAGCAUCACUGAUAGACGCCAUCAUAAAUGGCUCUGAAGUUCAUCAUGAGAGGUUUUUUCCUGGCUAUUGUCUGCAUUUGGCACGUCAUCACUCUGACCGGAGGCCUCCCACUGAGGAAGAGGACCGUGAGCGAGGUCCAGCUCAUGCACGACCGUGGUGAGCUCAGACAGGUGCAGGAGCGCCGUGACUGGCUGCAGGUGAGACUGCGAGGCCUCCACACCGUGCCGGCCCAAAGCCGGUGGAGCAGGACUGGGUUCUUUCCCCAGGAACUGAGUAGCCUGACGGUGGAGCAGAUCCAGGAUGCCUUGAACACGUUUGACAAGCUGCUCCUCUCCAAACCCUCUUGAGUUCACCGGAGCAAUUCCGU
Molecule: messenger RNA, 734 nt
Organism: Dunckerocampus dactyliophorus (ringed pipefish)
Lineage: Eukaryota; Metazoa; Chordata; Actinopteri; Syngnathiformes; Syngnathidae
Product: parathyroid hormone-like
Exons: 3
Coding region: 394-714 (106 amino acids)
Biological process (GO): intracellular calcium ion homeostasis
Cellular component (GO): extracellular region
Molecular function (GO): hormone activity
Source: RefSeq, a predicted model, not a curated record